Molecule: messenger RNA, 2883 nt
Organism: Penicillium crustosum
Lineage: Eukaryota; Fungi; Ascomycota; Eurotiomycetes; Eurotiales; Aspergillaceae
Exons: 3
Coding region: 1-2883 (960 amino acids)
Source: RefSeq, a predicted model, not a curated record
AUGUCAACAGUGAGCAGUGACCCCAACGCAUAUGAGGCGAUAGACCAAUCCUUUGCCUUCGCCGCAACGCUAAAUCUCAACGGACAGUAUGUGAGGUCAAUUGCGGAAGGGCUCACGAUAAUCAAAACCCUGUCGCCCCGGGAUAUUUACCCGGCCGCGUUGAUGAUCCAGGAUCAUGCCCACGGCGUCAUGGGGGACGCUGUAAGGUCGUUACAAGAGGUACAUGACUUUGUUGAACAUGGAGAGUUCUGGAGGAUGCAUGAAAAAAGCCUGGAAUCAUUCCGAGACUCAUGGCAGGUCACACGGGAUGCGAUAAAAGUCCAGGAAGGGCUCGAUCGGUUUAAGGCGAAUGUACGGAAGCGAGCGAUCCUCCAGUGGGGCGAGCAGCGGGCCAACACUCUUCUGAUACGCAUAGGAAGCUACGCCAUGCUCCGAAAGGUCAGUAAGACUAUCAGUGAGGGGCUAUCGUACCCUGAGCUCCAAGCUGCUAUCAACAACGCGAUUGUGUACCGGAAGUCUAGACGUGGCCGUGGCAUUCGCCAGUAUGCUCGAAUCAUGCAAAUUGAUCUCGACGUAGCGCUAGCGCAGCGGAAUUUCGAACCUCUCAAUCCUGAAACCCUAUACACGCUCGCGCUUGGGGUAGAUAUGGAUGGAUUUAUCUGCUCAAUUCGACCAGGUUGCCAAAUACGGGCUACGGGCAUAAUACCACCAGUACCGCUAGUACAACCUGCGGGGGCCGCGAACGCUAUAGACCCCCCGGAGUCCCUAGAGAAGAGACCCCGCGACGAGACGCCAUCAUCAAUAUUAUCACCGUUGUCAUCUUUGCCAUCAACCCCCUCUGUUCUAUCUGACGACGAGCAGGACGACGAGGAGCAAGACGACGAGGAGCAGGACGACCAGGACGAUGACGACGAGGAGCAGGACGACCAGGAGCAGGACGACCAGGACGAUAACGACGACGACGAGCAGGACGACGAGGAGCCUCUUCCUCGCCCUCAAAAGCGAUUACGCCUAACUCCUAAGAACCCACUUGCCAGCUGUGGCUGUGCUCUUACAAAUGCCGCAAUUCGGCGUCUUCUAAGGGGGACCGAGCUCCCUACCGAUACCCUCAAGAAGCAGCUACUCCGACAGGUUGGAAAAGCAAUGGCGACCCGGAGUGCUGCAUAUACCUCUCCAUCACUAUCUCUCUGCAAUCUCCAUACCCACGGGCUAUGUAAACGCUUAGGCCUUUACUGUCGUAACCCGUACAAAGAAUUACUCCGGCGGUUGCGUGAGCUAUAUGCAAAUCUUGGGGAAUGGGAUCAGAUGAAAGGUCGGUAUAAGGGUUGGUUUAAAAACGUGACAAGUAAUCUAGAAUCGGGAUGGCGGUUCCCGGUUGCGGGUUCGGGUAUGCCGAGGGUUGCGAACCCGGUGCUGAUACAAUCGCUAACGUUCGCUCGACUGUAUAAGCGCUGCUGCGGCCGAGACGCCGACCCUGCGGUUUGGGACCUCGGGCAGCAGCUAGAUCGAGACGGAAGUAUUGUGCUACCAGGGCUGUUUGAAUGGCUGGGGGAGGAUUUCGACGGGAAUCACCCGGGUGGCCUACGGCAUCUGAUCAUGGAGGAAUUCAAUAUGUACGACUGGCAUUACCUGGCCCGCCCGUCUAAGCCUCGUAUUGGUUGGGCUAGGAAUAUGUGGUUUAGCUUAGUACAGCAGAUGGUUCGACAGGACCCCGCAUACUAUGCGUUCUACGUCCGAUGCCGUCCGGAUCAUGCGUGGAAGCUGGUAUCAUUCCCCUACUAUGCCAAACGGAUAUACCCCGGAGAACGUACCUUCUUUCGCCAUAUUGACGUCAAUAUCAUCGACUUUGUCCGCAGGAGUCUCGCUCUCUCCGACGAGGAUAGCGGCAACUGCACCGAGUUACUCCUAGGGAUGCAUCGCGAGAUCGCUACGUGGCAUAGGCGGCUGGUCGACAGAGGGUAUGCCAAGGAUGGGUAUGUGCAGCGGAUUGACGCCGACAUGUGGACCGAGGAUGAUGAGGCCCACUUUGGCUAUGGAUGGACUAAGCAGGUCUGCCGGUUUGGGGAUGUCCGGCUAAGUUUACCUGGCCUACCUCACGGGUCUACCGGCCCGGCGACUGCCCACCGUGUUAAUAUCCUGCCCUGGUUCGUUGCGAUCGGCGAUGAUCACCAAACCUUGGACACCGCGGAGUCGGGUACCUGGGAUGACCUCUCGCGCUGCCAUCGGGAUUUCGACUCGGGUACCAAGACACCCUCCGGUCUGCCGAACAGCACGUACGGUGGUCGGGUGGAUCAUAUAUUUCCCGCGACCGUGCGGCUGGGACGCCUGGGGGCGAUUUCAGAUGCCCUGGUGGGCCAGACGCGAUGGGAUACAGUAGAUGUACGGAGGGAGCUGGAUGUUUUAUUCGGGGACGACGAUGAUAUGGCUUGGGGCUAUGUGCAGUCCUGGAGACGUAACGCCCAGCAGCUCUACUGUGAUGCGUUUGAAAACCUCGUGUUAGCUGAGAAGGAUGCCUUUGGGGAGAAUUCCUACUUCUACCGGAGGGAACGAAAUCUGUCUACGAUCCCGGAGUUCGUUCGUGAUGGUAUCGAAGAUGCUAGGUCCCAGCGUCCCCUAGGUACCCCGGAACCCCCUGAUGCUGAACUCGCCUGGAAGAGCACCGGGACGUAUGUGAAACACCGACGAAACGACGGUACCCCGGAAGAGCUCCUAGAUUACCUAGAAAAGAUCUAUGGUGACCCAAACGCACAAGCACGGGCUGCCCGACGCCUUCACCAGAUCAAUCAAUCUGAAGGUAUGGCUUUCUCGAAAUUCCUACCACGGCUAGAAAAGGAGUUCGCCGACGCUGGAGCACUAGAAUGGCCCGACGAAGCUAAGCGAUAG